Oncorhynchus mykiss (rainbow trout) is the source of this 2446-nucleotide messenger RNA. Lineage: Eukaryota; Metazoa; Chordata; Actinopteri; Salmoniformes; Salmonidae. The record is from RefSeq and is a predicted model, not a curated record.
CGGACCGUCAAAUCAAAGGCAGGACUACAAUAUACAGUUUUUUCGAAAAUGAAAACGUAUCAGUUUUUACUUUCAGAGGUUGGAGUAAUACCAUGUUCAACUAUUUAAGACAUUGGCUCCAAUCUAGCUUGUGCCUUUAGAUUUCGAGAAAGUUAACAACUUCGGAAGAAUCUUUCACUUCUCUAAUUGACUUCUGAAACCCCGGGCUGGUCUGUUUGAUGGCGUUGCCGCUGCCCAGCAGCCCGCCACUGGACUUGAUCGGUAAUGACAGCCUGCAGGACUGGGAAGUGAUUGGUGGAGGGGGAUUCGGACAGAUCCACAAGGCCAGGCAUAUAAAGUGGAGGUUUGAUGUGGCCAUCAAGUUGCUGCAUUAUGAUGAUGGCUCUAGCACUUCCCUGCUUAAGGAGGUAAAGAAUAUGCAGAAGGGAGGGAGCCCCCAUGUGGUGAGGAUUCUGGGGGUGUACCAGGGGUGCCCUCCCUCUCCAGGUAGAGGCCUCUCCACCCAGCUGGGUAUUGUGAUGGAGUUAUUGAACAUAGGCUCCCUGGCCACCCUCCCGGCCAGCCUCUCUGGCCCCCCACCCUGGCCCCUGGCCUUCCGCCUGGCCCACCAGAUCGCUCUGGGAAUUAACUUCCUUCACAACCUUCCUCAGCCACUUCUGCAUCGCGACCUGAAGCCCAAUAACGUGCUGCUGGAUGACAACCUUAAUGCAAAGCUUACAGAUUUUGGCCUUGCUGAAGUCUCCCAUAGUGUUUUGGAGAUGUCCAGAGAAGAGCCCGGGAAGGAAGGAGGCACUCUAAGCUACAUGCCCCCUGAGGCUUUUGAAUCAUCGUAUGAACCAACUCGAGCCACUGAUAUCUACAGUUACGGCAUACUGCUGUGGUCCAUCUUCACUGGAAAAGUGCCCUAUUAUGCAGAUAACCCUCAUCUCCAGUCCAGUAUGGUGAGGUUCCGGGUCCCAUUGGGCGACAGGCCUCCUCUGGAGGCAGUGGACAGGGACCAGGCUGGUGGGCUGGGGGAGAUGGUGGACCUCAUGGUGAAUUGCUGGGACCAACAGCCUUCUAAUAGACCCCAUUUCCUGGAUUGCCUCACUGUGACAGAGAGAACAUAUGAGAGGCACAAGCAAUCAAUAAACGACGUUGUCCAUCAAGUGCUCCUCAAACUGGAGGAGGAGAGGAUGAGAAGACAGGAGGAGGAGAGGAUGAGAAGACAGGAGGAGGAGAGGAUGAGGAGACUGGAGGAAGAGGAGAGAGAUAGACAGGAGGAUGAGAGGAUGAGGAGACAGGAGGAGGAGGAGGAGAGAGAGAGACAGAAAACUGGUCUAGCUCAUCUGAGGAUAGUUCUGGUGGGGAAGACUGGAGCAGGGAAGAGCGCAACAGGAAACACCAUCCUGGGUGGGGAGGGGUUUAAAGAAGACUCCUCCCCUGAGUCUGUGACUGCUCAGUGUGAGAAACAGAGUGGAGAGGUGGAUGGGAGGAAGAUGGAUGUGAUUGACACGCCGGGACACUUUGACACGUCAGUGACUGUAGAGGAAAUGAAAGGUGAACUAGAACGGUGCUUCUACAUGUCAGUCCCAGGACCCCACGUGUUCCUGCUGGUGAUCAGACUGGGGAGGUUCACAGAGGAGGAGAGGAACACUGUGAAGUGGAUCCAGGACAACUUUGGAGAAGAAGCCUCAAAGUACACCAUGGUGCUGUUCACUGGAGGAGACCAGCUGAGAAAAAAAUCUGUUGAGCAGUUUGUAGGAGAAAGUGUUAACCUCCAGGAUCUCAUCAGCAAAUGUGGAGGUGGAUAUCACUCUGUCAUCAAUGACAGUGACAGUAGCGCCAACCCUGACCAAGUCCCAGAGCUGCUGAAGAAGAUAGAGGAGAUGGUGAAGAGGAACGGAGGACAACACUACACCAACGAGGUGUACCAGAAGGUCCAGAGGAAGAUCGAAGAGGAGGAGGAGAGGAAGAAAAAAGAGGAAGAAAUGAAGAAACAAGAGGAGGCGAUCAGGAAGCGGGAAGAAGAGGUGAGGAGAGAGGAGGAAAUAAAGAGAGAGGAGGAGUUGAGGAAGAUAGAAGAGGAGAGACAGGAGGAGAGGAGGAAGGCGGAAGAGGAGACGAGGAAGAUGGAAGAGGAGAGACAGGAGGAGAGGAGGAAGAUGGAAGAGGAGAGGAGGAAGAUUGAAGAGGAGAGGGGGAAGAUGGAAAAUGAGAGGGGGAAGAUGGAAAAGAAGAGGAGGAAGAGGAGCAGGAGAAAUUGGUUCGAACGGCUUUUAAACCUUUAACCUUGUUGUGGCCAGCACCAUGUCCUAACCCACUGAAUGGAACUGUGUGUACUUUCAUCUUUAUACAAACAUUAACCAGACAUUUAACAUCAUUACAUGACAUAAUCAUACCAAUCUUCAACUUUCCUUUCACAUUAAAUCCCUGUUCUUCAAUAAAUACAAAAACAUGCUGAUUA